This is a messenger RNA of Hypanus sabinus (Atlantic stingray), 2180 nucleotides long. Its product is annotated as tumor protein p53-inducible protein 11-like. Bases 869 to 1303 code for a protein of 144 amino acids. Lineage: Eukaryota; Metazoa; Chordata; Chondrichthyes; Myliobatiformes; Dasyatidae. The record is from RefSeq and is a predicted model, not a curated record. The transcript is spliced from 5 exons.
CAAUUCCAUCCACUCAUAAUGGCACCCAAGAAUCAAUUUACACAUAGUUUCUCUCCCUUUCUCUCCAUUUAUUCUAUCCUCCCAAAGCCCUAAAACCCAAUGACUUGCAGACCCAAGCAAAAACAAGCACAGUUUCUACAUUUUCUCCCUCAAGUCUAAGAGUUGUGGUGAACUUCUAAUUCUUUACUUCCUAAGGCGUGGUGCCAGAAUAGUACAGAGUACAGCAGAUGUGGUUUUACACGAUCAAAACAUCCUCCCCUUCCCCACUCAUCAUAAAGUCUGAAUGUUCCAUCAGCUACUUUUUUUGAAAAAAAAACUCAUCUAACGCAUGCCCUGUGGCAGGUCCGCCAAUGCUGGGAUUCGGGUGGCAGGGUUAUUGGGAGAAGUUGUUCAAAGACUCUUGAAAUUGAGUGAAGAAGUUUUCCACUCAAAGUACCCACUGCCUAGAGGGGUGUUGGCAAUAGGACCUUCAAAGGGGAACUGUGUAGACUUUUGUGAAAGAAUUCUUUGGGAAUAUAGCAGGGAAUGAGGAGGGUUCAGCCCACAAUGGGCUGAAUGUCCUCCUCCUGAGUCACAAUGAAUCUAUACUUGAAAUGCUCAGCAAGUCAGGCAGUGUCAGUGGAGCAAGAAUCAAGGCAGUGACCUUUAAUCAGAACCGAGAAAAGUUCAUUCUUGAGCUGAGAUUCCCUACUUUUUUAUGCCAUGGACCAAAACCAUUACGUAAGGGUCCACAGAUCGCAGGCUGGGAAUCCUUGCUCUAAAGGAAAAGCAGAGAAAGGGGAAGUGGGGAAAAUAGGUUUGAGCGCUGGAGAGGUUAAAGGACUGUGACUAAAUUAAUAUUUUCCACUUUUUGCCACAGAUCAGUCAGAUGUUGGGGAAUGAAUUCAAGUUUGCUUUCCAUGAGCCUUUCGGCCUCAGGCACUGGCAAUUCAUCUCUGCACUCGCAUUCUCUGCCGUUGGCAUACUGGCCCUGGCAUUUCCCAGAACAGUGCAUGGCUGGCUUUUCCAGGAAGAGCACAGCCGAUCGUGCGCUGUGACCCUGAGGUUCCACGGUGGAGCAUUGCUCAGUAUCUCUCUGAUCCUCUGGAAUGCCGUAUACACAACUGAGAAGGCGAUUGUUCGAUGGGCCCUCCUGGCACAGACCUGUUACUUUGCUGCGGGGUUUCUGGUGGUGCUGAUUACAAGUGUGGAUCAAGACGCCAUUUCCCAGGGUGCAGCGGUCCUGCUCUCGGGCUUCGGGUUAUCCGGAAUCUUUUCACUUUUCUAUUAUGUACUAGUCGGACGAAAACCCAAGAAGAUCUGACGCGGCAGCAGGAAGUCUCAUUCCAUGACAAGAAUAAGACACCUCACCUUCUGCAAAUCUAAACUAACCACCCCACCCCAAGCCAUUGACAAGUCCUUUGGGUGGAGAUUUGGAUGUUGAAGAUCAGAAUGCUCAGAUUUGAACAGUCAAUUCCCAACUUCAAAGAGGGUGCCAUCUUGUGGCUGGAGAUGCCUGGCUUUAUGACAACACUUGGUCGUCAUCUGAAGCCCAGAGAUGGAACCAUACUGACCGCAGAACAAGUGGAGCCACAGCACUGGAAUUCUCCUUUUGCUCCCUCUGUCCCGGUGGAUGGGUGAGAAUUUCCAGAAUCCAGCAAGCUGCCCUGCUGGGGCACAGAGAGGGGAAAAUGGAAGGGGAAGUUCAGGGAAAGGGAAAGGGGAAGAAGAUGAGAAUGAGGGAGGCAAGAUAGUAAACUAAGAGGGGGAGUUGUGGAAAUUCAGGCACAGACGGAAAACUGGGGGAGGAAAGAGAAAGAAAGGGGGCAAACUGACAGGAAAGGGUACGGAAAAUAAAGGGAAAGGAGAGGAGAAACCACGGAAGGAGAAAAGGGAAACAUGAGAGAGAGGAAGAGGAAAUUCAAUUCCAUUGGUAGCCAACUGCAUCUCACUGGCUAAGCUGGAAAUGUUUAAACUGCAGUGACUUAAUUAUUCUAUUGAAAGCUUGAACUAAAAAUUAAAUGAUAUUUCAAGAAGUGGAUUCUGAUCUGUGGGAGAGGGCAGCACAGAUUAAGGAGUCGGGCAGAGGAUGGGAGGAGGAGUAGGCUUCAAUGAUCAAUGUAGCCCAGAUGUCUAAGAUGCAGAUUGACACCCCUCCCACCACACAACAACCCCACCCCCACCCCCACAACGGACUGAGA